AUGUUUGCUGCAGGUGAAGCGGCGGACUACCUGUCACCAUAUAAUCGGUCGGUCGGCGGGGAUUUGACGAUGGAUCGACAUCGGCAUACGACUAGAGUGCAAGUGUUCGCGGGGUCAAGAGCGGCCAAGAUGAUGUUGUGGGAGGCUCUGUUGGAUACGGGAAGUCCGGCAUCGUUUGUACAAGAAAGGUAGCGUUCAGGCGGUUGUGGCAGAGGGUGCCUCGGCACAUUCGAGACGUCCAUUUCGACUUCAAUGCCAAACUGUGGGAGCCGGAGGACAUUGGCAAACUAGGGACGGGGAAGAACACGUGCGCGACGUGGAGAGGUUUUUCGAGCGCAUGGUCAAGUUCAACCUGAAACUGGCACCCAAGAAGACGAACCUGGGGGUGAAGGUGGUGACGUUCUUGGGACAUCAAGUCACGACGGAAGGGAUCGGGCCAGGCCCGGACAAGGUCAGACCGCUGCGUGAAGUGCCAAUGCCCACUAAUGUUAGCCAGUUGCGAUCGUUGUUGGGGUCCUUGUCGUGCUAUUGAAGUUCCUGAAGAACAUGUCGGCGAAAUUGAAACCGAUCAAUGCGACGCUGAAAAGGGGGGCGAAGUUUGCGUUCACGGCUGAUCAUGUGGCAGUAGUGAGGAAGUUUANAGACGAACCUGGGGGUGAAGGUGGUGACGUUCUUGGGACAUCAAGUCACGACGGAAGGGAUCGGGCCAGGCCCGGACAAGGUCAGACCGCUGCGUGAAGUGCCAAUGCCCACUAAUGUUAGCCAGUUGCGAUCGUUGUUGGGGUCCUUGUCGUGCUAUUGAAGUUCCUGAAGAACAUGUCGGCGAAAUUGAAACCGAUCAAUGCGACGCUGAAAAGGGGGGCGAAGUUUGCGUUCACGGCUGAUCAUGUGGCAGUAGUGAGGAAGUUUAUGGAUAUUCUGUCUGGUCCUGAAGUUUUGGCAUUUCCGUGUUAUGAGGGUGCGAUCUCGGGAGAGCGGCCGUUUCGAUUAACCGCUGAUGCGUCGAUUUCGGGCUUGGGAGCCGUAAUCGAGCAAGAGCAACGAGAUGGAAGUAUUAGACCGCUAUGCUUUUUGAGCAGAUCAACAUUCGCGAAUGAAACGAGAUGGAGUCCGACUGAGCUUGAAGCGGGCGCAAUAGUGUGGGCGAUAAAGAAGAACCGGACACUAUUUUAUGGCAUCCCCUUUGAAGUGUACAGUGACCAUCAACCCUUGCGGAAUUUGGGGAGUUUGGCAGAGAAAAAUAAUUGCGUACAGAGGUGGUAUGACUUCCUGUCAGCGUACACAUAUGAACUUAAGUAUCGACCAGGGCGAGAGAAUGCAAAUGCCGAUUUGAUGUCACGGUUGCCAUUGCCUGCGACGAAAGAGGAUGAGGCACCAGAUGUCAGGCUAACUGAUGCCGUCUGAUCUCGAUCUUUAUAUGAUAGGUGCGAGCGGGGUGCUACCUUCGCGAUUGGGUCCGGU
Molecule: messenger RNA, 1461 nt
Organism: Ectocarpus sp. CCAP 1310/34
Lineage: Eukaryota; Phaeophyceae; Ectocarpales; Ectocarpaceae
Source: the annotation of a GenBank genome assembly